Molecule: messenger RNA, 909 nt
Organism: Moneuplotes crassus
Lineage: Eukaryota; Ciliophora; Spirotrichea; Euplotida; Euplotidae
Source: the annotation of a GenBank genome assembly
CCUGGCAGUCUAAAGAGACAAAACAUGGCACUCGUAAUGCUUUUCAAAACAAGAGAAAAUAUCUGAAUAGAAGCAUGAUAGAUGAGGAAUUCAAGGUAAAAGCUUUGAAUUCAGACCUUUUUGAAUGAGAAAAUAAUUUUAAAAAGAGGACAAAAGAUCACAGUCAUUCUGUCAGAAGGAAAGUUAGAGAUAAUUCUAAGCUCUUUGGUUCAAAUUCGAUAACCCAGCAUUUACCUGAAUUUGCACAAGGCAAAAACAAGUAUAAACAAGGAUAAAAAUCGACUUAAUAGCUUGAAUAUUAGUAGAAUCUCUAUUAACGAUUCAUUCAACAAAAUGUCUUCUCCCUUGUGAGAGAACAAGACAAAAUUAAAAGAAAAGACAAAUUUUUAUCUGAAACAGCAGCUUGAUCCCCUCAGGGUGAAAGAACUUCUAAAUAGUAAAAUUUUGAGCAGUCCAAAAGGCUGGAAAGAGCCUAAUUACGCAAAUAUUUUCCGAAAUCUGAUAACAAGAUUACCAAAAGAACCUUUUUCUAAAGAGAAAUAAGCCAUGCAAGAGGAAGUACAAUAGCUCGUUUACACGGUCAUCUAUCUCUAGCAUGUACUAUGACAUCUCAAAGAUCAACCAGGACAAGUGCUUGGCAAGGCACUUUCUCCGACUAACUGAAAAACGGAGAGUUCCAGAGGUCAAAUUCAUGAACAAGGUUAUACAGGCUAAGAAUAUUGGGACUACUCAAGAGUACCUAAACAUUAACCUGAAAAACCUCAGGAAAAUCAAGAAUUGAAGAACCUGGAAGAAACCUGAUGGGCAAACUAAGAUAUUAUUUCAAAACUUCAGGCCAUUACCUGAAGAUGAUAAAUAAGAGCCACUUCAGACAAAUUAUUUUGAAAUUUGGGGUCACCAUCUGUGCUC